GUUAGCUUUCUAAUUUUUUCUUUAUUUUUUUAUAUGUAGAACUAAGAAGAAAUACUCCGACAUUGAUAAUAAGAUUGAUCCCCCUAUGGACUUCAGUUUUAUUCAAAUUGAUGAGAAAAUGUGGUUUUACACACUCCAAACUUGUGGGAAGUUCCUUUCAGAUUCUGUAAGUUUUUUUUAAUUGUUUUCUUAUACAUUAUAUUUUUUGUGUUUGUUGUUUUAAUGUUUGUAUAAAACUAGUUUUAUUAUGUGUUUUAUUUUUGAAUAACGAGUUUUAGUUUAUUUGUUUAAUAACUGGUUUCUUGUGUUGUUUUUUUUUUCCCUGUGUAGCAUAUGAAUGUUGCUUUCUAUUAUCUAAGAAAGAAAGUUAAACAAGAUCAAUCUUUGAACCAAAGGAUAACAACAACUGAUUGUGUGUUUGAUCAGUUGAUUUUCAGCGAAUAUAACAAAUUUUUGGAAAAUCAUUCCAAUCCGAGCACAAUUAAUUUUGAUAGUGUUAUAUCUCGCUAUAUUCUUGGAGAAUAUUUGUUUUCAAAUACUGCUUGGGUUUUCACAGAUCAUGUUCUUAUAAUUGUUCAUGUGAAAGAUAAAUCUCACUCGAUUUUGAUCCAUUUUAGCAUCAAGGACAGGAUGCUUAAUGUUUACAACUCUUUAUCUGGGUUACGCAAUCAGAACAAGGCCUUGCCCCAUGUUAAGGCAUAUUCUGUGAUGUUGCCUUAUUUCUUGGAAUUCCUCAACUUUUAUGCAUCGAGGCCAGAUCUUAGCAUGGAAGCUGGUCCAUAUUCUGUGGGAAUUAGGGAGCCUAUUAAUUAUACCUUCAUUAAGGGGCUGCCUACUCAAAAGAAGAGUGAUUGUGGAGUUUUUGUGAUUAAGUUUGCUGAUUUGUUCAUCAAUGGGAAGAUAAAUGAGAUACCACGAAAUAUGGCUGAUAGGAUUGCAACUUACAGAGAUGAUUUGGCUGUUAGUUUAUUUACUCAUGCUUGGAGGAAACAGAUUGGUGGGUAUCAGACUGAAGAUGAUGUUCAAGUCAGAAAGGAGAAGUCAAAGAAACUAAAGGAGAAGAAAAAUGCUAAAGGCAAAGGGAAAGAAGUUUGAGAAGAGGAUGUUGAUGUUCUAGAGCAGUCUUUUUGUUAAUUUUUUUUAUUUCAUUUAGAUAACUGGUUUUAGUAAUGACAAUGAUACUUAACGGUUUAAAUGUUUUUGUUUCUCUUUUGUUAUCUUGGAUAUAUGUUAAACACACUGUGUUAUGGUUAUUAAUGGAAAUAGAUGUUAUAUCCAAAAAGUGGUUUUUAUAAGUAGUUUUGCGUUAAUUUUUUCAAUUUUUAAAAAUCUAUUUUUGUAGCUAAUUUGUAUUUCAGGUAAAACUGGUUUUAUAAUGUUGUUUAUUAUUUUAUUAGAAAUUUGUGAAGGUAAUUUUUUCACUGGUUAUGUAUUGUGGGUGUUUUUUUUUUUGUUUAUUAAUUUGGUUAUAACUGGUUUUUUGUUUUGUUUAAUGUUGUUUUGUAGGAUAUGGUGUGUUUUGCGAGUACUAGGAGGCACAUAUUAUUCAAAUUUCAAGGUAUCUAUAUUUUGUAAUUUUUAUUGUUGAUGCAUAACCAGUUUCUUUAAUUUUAUUAAUAUUUAUAGUAAAUAUGAUAAUUAUAUAUUAUUUAUCUUGGUAAAAUCUAAAAAAAAUUAUUUUUAAGCUGCCUUAAUAUCAAAAUAUCUAUUUUCCUCUCUAAAAAAAGCAAAUAAAAUAAUAAUAAUAAAAAAAAUCUAGUUUCAAAGCAAUUUUAUCAAAUGUCAUAAUAGCAAAGUAACCAGUUUGUAGCUUUUGUAAUUGUAAUUUUUGAAAGCUACUUUUUUUUCCAAGUGUUUGUUCUAUUACUUAUUGUUGCUUUGUGUCCAUCUUCUGUUUCUUCCGAUUGGUUUGUUUGUAAAUCUGUGGAUUAUUGCAUGUUCGUCGGUUGUGUCCAAGCUGUCCACAUCUUGAGCAUUUCAUUACAACUUUUGCUUCUCCUCUAGAUCUGAUUCUUUUUUUUCUAGGUCUCCCUGAGGUCUUUUUUGUUUUUGGUGGCAUGACAAUCUUCUCCAAGCUCUCAGGUAGUCUCCAUUCACUUUCAUUAGGUAGAGGAUGUACGGUUGUAUCAUAUGUUGCUCUCAUAGUUGAUGUUUUGUAGUAGUCAGCCACAUAGUCAUAAGUUUUUAGUCCUCUUUUAGCAAAAACUGCUAUUGCAUGUGCACAUGGUAUCUGAUCUUGUUGGAACCUUCUACAUGUGCAUGUCUUGUCAAGUAAGUUUAUUGUGAAAUCCCCUUUGUUUACCACUUUUACUUGGUAUAGUAUAGUAGUUAUUGCUUCAACCUGUUUAUAUAUGAAAUUGUAACAAGUAAGAAAAAUUAUAAGCACAUGUUAGUAACUGGUUUUUAUGUAUUAAUAUGUAUUUUCUUUAUAUAUGUAAUAACUGGUUUCUCAACUUAUUAUAAAUAUAGUAUACAUACCUGGUACUUCAUUCCCUUAACAAGAUUAUCUCUAAGUACUGUUUCAGCUUCAACAGAUACUUCUGUGAAUAUUCCAUUAGCUUCAUUUCCAUUCUUCCACACCCAUUUUUGAACUAAACUUCUUAGACAUUCAAUCAUUAAUGUAAUAGGCACUGAUCUUGCAGCUGUGAUUGCAGAAUUGAUUGACUCUGCUAUGUUUGAAGUCAUCAUAGUGUACCUCCUUGUUGGGCAGUGGCUUCUAGUCCAAAUAUGAUGUCCUAUAUUUUCCAAGUAAGGUCUUAUGCGAAUGUCAAAUUUGUCUAUUUCUGACAUGUAAUGCUCAAAUGAGCUGACCCUGUAUGUUUUGGCAGCUUUCACAAAGUUUAUAGUGAGCUCAUCUCCAUGUCCACCAAAGUUUGAUUUGAUGUUGUUAAGCAAGUGGAAUAUGCAAGCUCCAUGAAAGUGGUCCGGGUAAACAUUCUUCACUGUUUUUUCAAUACUUUUAUGUCUGUCUGAUAUUAUUGUUAAUCCUGCAUGUUAAAACUGGUUUUAGUUAUGUAUGACAUAUAUAUAUUUGUAUUAUGUCAGUAACUGGUUUCUUCAACAGGAUUAAAAGUGAUUAAUGAUGAUUUUUUUUAUUGAAUUUGAAUUUUAUUGUAACUUGUUACCAUUC
Molecule: messenger RNA, 3130 nt
Organism: Cannabis sativa
Lineage: Eukaryota; Viridiplantae; Streptophyta; Magnoliopsida; Rosales; Cannabaceae
Exons: 2
Coding region: 334-1095 (253 amino acids)
Biological process (GO): proteolysis
Molecular function (GO): cysteine-type peptidase activity
Source: RefSeq, a predicted model, not a curated record